GUGAAGCAAGACUUUCUCCAGAGCACUUCACGAGUCUCGUCUUUCUCCUCGCUUUCUCCGCUUUCUUCACUCGCAAAACUACUUGUGACUUGAUCAAAACCAAACCACUCGGCAACUACUUCGAGACGCCAAACUACACAAGCAACAAGGACACAAUACCAACCAACCACCGCCACCAAUAAAAUAAAGAAGGUGUUAAAUAAGUGACUUCAAUUCAAUUCUUCAACUAGGACAAAACUCGAUUUAGUCGCAAUGUGAAGGAGUAUACGUACAUUCACCACGCCGAGAAAACCAAGCACCGCGACGACGUGAAACAAUCCCGUUGUUGUUGUUUCAGAUACUUAUUUAGACUCGUAUCUCAUUUCAAAAUAGAGCAAAGUGUGAACAUUUCAAAGAAAACGACAACUAACUUUCUCUCUCUGUGAAAUUGACAAAGUCUUGCAAAUUCUUGCUCGGAGUCAGUCUUUUUACUUCUGCAGGAUAAGUAGAUUCGUGGGUUCAAGUAUUUUAGGAGACUUGUUUAAUCGUGAUCAUUGUUUAAGUGGUGCACUUUCGAACUGUGUAAAAAUGUAGAAAGUUACAUAAGUAAUUUGUACUUGGACAAAAAUUCAGGAAAAUUAUUAAGCGGAGGCAAGAAGCAGAAUAAUAAAACGAGAAAGUCGCCUCAAAGACGUAACUUUUUUCGAAAUUAGUUUAUGAUUUAAUAACCAAAAAAUAAUUUAAAGUUGGACUGCAUUCUUGAUUUCUUUGACAUUUUCGUCGUAUCUCUUGAACGAAUAACCUGAUUUAUUAAGAUGCCCCUAGUUCCUGAAGUUUCCGAGUCGACAACGUCGUCCUGCUGAUUGAUCAAAGACCUUUGUUACGACACACUCAACCCAACUUACAUACUCGAGCGACCAAUCUCGACCAAAUUUCUGCGCCAGUGACGUCCAAUCUCAGAAAAGAUGGGGAAAGACACGUACCAGGGUUACCAUGAGUCAUCCUCCUCGUUAUCUUCGUCCACCCCGUGGCCAUACUUCGACCUGGAGGAGAACAUGACACUAUUAUCGCUAAUGAACGAUUCCUCACGCAGUGGUAAUGACAGCAUGGACGGCGACAUGGCUGGCUGGAGCAUCCCAUGGUGGCGACAACUCCUAUGGUCAAUUCUCUUCAGUGUCAUGGUCAUCGUGGCGGCCGUGGGAAAUUCUACCGUGAUUUGGAUAGUGCUGGCACACAAGCGGAUGAGGACAGUGACUAACUAUCUUCUAGUCAACUUAAGCAUUGCCGACGCUAUGGUGUCCACCCUGAACGUUUUACCAAACUUCAUCUACAUGCUGACGGGACACUGGCCGUUUGGAGAAUUUUAUUGUAAACUUGUCCAGUUCGUGGCUGUAUUAUCCAUUUGUGGGAGUGUCUUUAGCCUCAUGGCUAUUGCUUUUGACAGAUACUCCGCCAUCAUGAACCCACUCCGGCCACGAAUGGGCAAAAGAGUGACGCUCGGAAUAGCCGCGGCAAUUUGGGUCGUUGGAAGCAUUAUCGGGGCACCCAACAUUUUCUUCUUUACGACCUACGAGGACACGUCAAUGGGGGUGGUUCUCUGUUACGCCGAGUGGCCCGACGGUCCUCAAACGGAAUCAUAUCAGGAAUCUUGGUACAACGUACUCUUCCUGAUCUUCACCUAUGUCGUUCCGAUCACUGCGAUGGGAUACACGUACACAAGAGUUGGGAUCGAAUUAUGGGGUUCAAAGUCCAUCGGCGAGUGUACCCAGAGGCAGUUGGACAAUAUCAAGUCGAAACGCAGGGUAGUCAAAAUGAUGAUCGUGGUGGUCAUAAUUUUUUCCUGUUGCUGGCUCCCAUUUCACUCGUAUUUCAUCCUGGUCUCACUGUUUCCCGAAAUCACUGGAUUUUACUUUGUUCGCGAAAUCUUUCUGGGCAUUUAUUGGCUCGCCAUGUCGAACUGCAUGUAUAAUCCCAUCAUCUACUGCUGGUUCGUUUCCAGAUUUCGCAGAGGAUUUCAAAAAGUAUUUCGAUGGUGUCCUUUCAUACACUACAGCGAGGUUGAGGGAACAACGGGAGUGGUACUUUACCCAGAAACGAACAGACGCUUUCGAGCCGAAACUACCCGGUACAGUGUGUCAGGCUCACCGGAAAAUGAAAACGCCAGGGUCACCACGAAUGGUUCGUCCAACGUGCACAUCCCUUUGCACGUCCUGACUUCGACGACAGACAGCAAAAAGUCCAACCCCACCAACAGUACCACCCACUACCUCGCCCCACCCGGUUAUGGGUAUCACAACAACGGGCAAAAUCAGCGAGUCCGGUCUCAUAACGUUCACAAUCAUCGUCAUCACGGAAAAAACUCGAAUUGUAAUAGCGAAUUCAUGUAAAAAGUGAGAACCAUUGCGCAUUGAAUAAAUACAAAACUACAUACUUCACAAUUUAUUUACACAUUUAUUAAGGAGAAGUCAAGUAAGUUUUUAAAUGUGCAUAUCUCACCCUGGAACUUAUGUAUGUACAUACGCGUGCUAUAUGAAUGGGGCUUAUCCGUAUUUAAUGUAUGUAUAUUCAUGUCGUUACAUCUAUGUAUCAUUUAGGGUAACGUAUUAUCUUCUAAUGUCAGUAUUUCAAGAUAAGUGGCAAAUUAAUUAAUUACUUAUCAAGUACUCAAUAUAUAUAUGUACAGUAUUAUGUACCUAUAUUUAAAUGUUUUUAAAUGCACUCCACAAAACUAAUGAAUAAGCAUGUAGAUUUAGCUAACUCACGUACCUUUGCUCGUCAACUCUCUGUGACCAAGACCAAUGUUUUAGAUUAAAUAAAAUCCUCUAAAAAAAUAUGUACAGUAAAAAAAAUCAUAUUCGAAAACAAAAUUGCAGAUGCACUAAAUACAUGUAUGUAUUGUAAAUUAUGUAAAUGUAUGUAUGUAUUUUUUAACAUGUAUUUAGAAAUUUUGUACCUGGUUUAGUUUACUCAUAGAUCCUGUAUAUUAGGGGUUUUACUUUACAAUUUGAAAAACACUACCGUCAUUUAACACUGUGUGGUACCCUACAGUUUUCUUUAAAUAUAAAUACAAUUUGUUGUAUAUAUCGUAACAUUAAAAAAAAACUUAUGUAAAAUAAUAAUCGUAUUUAGUUACUUGAUAUUUAUUCGUGUACUUCAAAUGUCCUUAUUCCAUAUACUUAACUCUUAUCAUUAUAAAAAAUGUAUUUUUGUGUCAAUGUCAAUUUCAAUUUACGUAAAUGUUUUUACUAAUAAAAUAUCAUGAAAUGCAUCGAUUUUA
Molecule: messenger RNA, 3256 nt
Organism: Folsomia candida
Lineage: Eukaryota; Metazoa; Arthropoda; Collembola; Entomobryomorpha; Isotomidae
Product: tachykinin-like peptides receptor 99D
Exons: 10
Coding region: 945-2366 (473 amino acids)
Biological process (GO): G protein-coupled receptor signaling pathway
Cellular component (GO): plasma membrane
Molecular function (GO): tachykinin receptor activity
Source: RefSeq, a predicted model, not a curated record